UUGAUUGAGAAAUUGUCCAUGUUUGCUUUGUGCUUGCUCACAUUUACAGUUUUAAUUGACUGAGAGCAGCGAUUCUCAUAUCUUCUUGCAAAAACAGGGCUGGAUUUUCUAGAUGGGGAAACGAGAGGCUAUACAACGGUCGAACCGGAGAAAUGGUCGAUUCACUGGUGUUCAUGGGCCCGACCUUCUACCAGCGGCUGAUCCACAUGGCCGAGGACAAGGUCAAGUUCCGAAACACGGGGCCUGUUCACCCUCUCACCAGGCAGCCGGUUGCAGAUCGCAAACGCUUUGGUGGGAUCAAGUUCGGCGAGAUGGAGCGUGACUGCCUGAUAGCCCACGGUGCAUCAGCAAACCUCUACGAGCGGCUCUACACGCUCAGCGAUUCCUCCCAGCUGCACAUCUGCCAGAACUGCAAGAACAUCGCCAAUGUGAUUCAGCGAUCUGUCCCCGGUGGGCGCAAGGUCAGGGGCCCUUACUGCCGUGUCUGUGAAUCCGUCGACGACAUUGUCAAGGUGAAUAUCCCCUAUGGAGCUAAGCUGUUGUCCCAGGAGCUCUUCAGCAUGGGGAUCAGUCUCAAGUUUGACACCAGACUUUGCUGAGUUUAAGUACAUGCAGGGGGAAAAAACUUCUUUGUGUAAAAUGCUGACAUUCUCGUACGGGGUCUUGUAGUAGUUUAUGUGUAAGUUGAUUGUGCUCCAAGUUGCAGCGACAAAACACAAAUGCUUGCCUUAUCUAGGACCAAGAAAGCUAACAGAAAUGUGGCUGCUGUAUGUUUGCUGGGAACUACAGCGCUGGUAACGGAUUUUAGUAGCACUUGUUGACUGUUGGGUUUUAAAGAUUCUCGGACUCUGAAUUUCUUUACGAGAAUGGUAUAUAUGUUUAAAUUUAUUGUUUGGUGCUACUAAGGGCCAAUUAGGGACUACUUAUCAGCAGUCUCACUCUCACACACAAGGAGAAAUAUGGAUGGUCAGUUGGUCACCUUUCAUCUUCUUUUCCAUUGAAAUUUUCUUUUCCAAGCUAAGGCGGUAUUGACAACCUUGGCGUAGAGAGGGCAUGGAUUCUAAUAUGCGAAGCGAGCCCACGUAGGGAGCCCAAAAUUCACUCGAACAGCCCACCUAACAGUCCGACAGCAUCAGGAGAUGGAAAACGAAGCACGGUGGCGAGGCACUCACCAAUCCUCCAUGAAUGAACCACAUCCAAUCUG
Molecule: messenger RNA, 1204 nt
Organism: Linum trigynum
Lineage: Eukaryota; Viridiplantae; Streptophyta; Magnoliopsida; Malpighiales; Linaceae
Source: the annotation of a GenBank genome assembly